This is a messenger RNA of Lodderomyces oxycetoniae, 2034 nucleotides long. RefSeq lists its product as uncharacterized. The transcript has a single exon. The coding region runs from base 1 to 2034 and encodes 677 amino acids. The record is from RefSeq and is a predicted model, not a curated record. NCBI's taxonomy places the organism in Eukaryota, Fungi, Ascomycota, Pichiomycetes, Serinales, Debaryomycetaceae.
AUGUCGUCAGACUUGUGUUGUUUUUGCUUGGGUAAUGAUACCGAUAUUCCAUCCUUUGGCUCGGUAGCCGAUGCACAGGAUAUGCUAAAACCAUGUACAACUUGCUCCAUAUCUUGUCACCGCAAAUGUUUACUUGACUGGUUCAACACCAUCCCAUCGGAUCAGCUACAUAUUAUUCAAGCAAGAAAUGCUGGAAAUAUUACUCAACUAGCGAGACAGAAUGGUGCUCAUUUAGAGGACAUUGGGAUAGGUUCGCCGCCAAUGAAUUGGACAACAAAUAUUAGAAUAAAUUUAUCGUCCCAAGGACUAGAUGAUUUGAUUAGUAGCCUCACCGGUGGUAACGCGGGAGCUGGUGCAAAUACAGGGAAUAACGAAGAACCUCAUUACAACAUAGACGGCGAAAGAGAAGAUUUGGCAGAAGAAGAUUCUGCUUUUACCACUACUACUUCUACUACUACUGCUGCUGCUGCUAACCAAAGUAUUGUAACGAGAAAAGGAUACAAUCAAGUCGUAUAUAUCCUUGCUCUGUGUCCUCAAUGCAAGAAGGAUAUAGUAUUUGUGAUGAGAAGAUCCCAGCUCCUCUCUUUUCAUUCCUCGAUGAAGACGAUUGUUUCUAGGCUUGUUCAAUAUGGUGGUAUAUUUUUAGGCUUUACUUCUGCGGUUACAGGUGUUGUAUCCAUGGGUUAUAUUGGACUAACUACUGCAGGUUUGAAAAUGAUGGAUUGUAUGAUACCAGGCCCAUUACUAGUUCGAAUGCUAACUCGAAAAUCUUUGCUAAGCUCCAAAAGCACAUAUACUUCCUUAUCGAAAAUGUUGUUUGGUAAUACUGCUAGCUAUGCAGUGGACAACUUGGAGCAAGCACUAGUGCAAGGUUUGAUAGAUCCAUUGAAGUUUUCGCGUAUACCCGUUUUGCCGAUUGCAAUGUACAGACUGAGGUCAUCGUCAAUCCUUAAAGUUUUGCUUGGCGGGGUAGGGGAAGAUCCUCUCAGCGCUGCAGUAACAGAAUUUAUGGUAACAGGCUACAUAUCCUCCAUUGCUGAUCAUUCACUUGCUCGUUCUUUCUAUAAAAACAUCAAAUUGGACAUCUCUCGGCUUUUGAAAGGAUCUUUAAACAUUUCACAGAUUAAUCCUGUGAAAGGCAUUGACUUUUUUACCACCAACAAUAUAAUAUCUAUGCUCAUUCCGUUAAGGUGGGCCUAUGAUUUGUUAUACAGGUUAACGUUCAACCGGGCAUAUUUUAAUUUGACAAUGAAAUCAAGACCACGCGCUAUAGCCAACACCUUGGGUGCCGAAGAAAUUGAUUAUUUAGAGGAUUUAAAUUCACAAAUCAACGACUGCGAGUCAGUUCAUCAUAACACAUUUCAGAGAAUCUGCAAAACAAUUGACUCUCAACCGUGUUUGAAAAUACCGAUAAUUUCAUCAAUAUACAAGUAUAUAUGCAAGAGGAUCAUUUAUUUCCACAGCUUAAGAAAAACGUGGUGGCUGUAUUUCAGGUUGAGACUUAGGUCAAAUUUGAGGUACACAUACGCCUGUUUAAAGUGUGAUUACUCAUCAACCUUAUCUCACCAAAGCUCGAUCUUCAAAGCAAUGACUACCGUGUUUUGGCCAUACGUUUCUUCCAAAGUAGGGUUGUUACUUUCACCAAUAUUAUGUAAGCAACUACCAAUGUUCAACGCAUUGUCUCUGGAGAGGAAAAUCCUAGUUGCUAAUAUCGUGGGUCUAGUGAUUGUUGCUAUAUGUAAGGAAUUUGUCGAUCUUUACCUUGCUAAGAAGAAAGUUAGUCAAAUGCAACAAAUCGAACCACUAAAUCUAAAGAACGGGAAGUCUUUGAAUGAGCUAGCGUGGACAUUUCUUGGAGCAGCGGCCUCUAGUGGCUUAAAUACAGGGAUCUCUGAUAAUGAUGAUGUUACAGAAGAGAUAUUCAAUCAAUUGAGCGAAGAGGAUUCAGAUAGCGGAAGAACGUUUCAACAAUUAGUCGAGACAGUGCUGCGCAGUAACAAUAAUACUAACUUCCCUGGUAACUUUCCGCCAUAG